Messenger RNA from Penicillium oxalicum, 1062 nucleotides. Its product is annotated as DUF2406 domain-containing protein. Lineage: Eukaryota; Fungi; Ascomycota; Eurotiomycetes; Eurotiales; Aspergillaceae. The record is from RefSeq and is a predicted model, not a curated record. The transcript is spliced from 5 exons. Bases 1 to 1062 code for a protein of 353 amino acids.
AUGGCGGGCCCCGAGCAGCAGACCACAUCUUCCGGCCGGAAUCGUGGAUUCAGCGUCAAGUCUGGAUCAUCCCAUAAAUCCAGCGCCUCCGGCCACAAGUCUCAUCUCUCCGAAUCCUCCCAGGAAAAACAUCGCCGCAGUCUCCAGACCAAGGCCGAUCCGACAGUCGCAAUGAACGAAUUACAACCCAUGGCGGUCGCAUUGGAAAAAUCCAACCUCGGGUCUCUGCGCGCAAUGGAGCACAAGGAUCAGUAUGGCAAUCCCAUCACCGACCCCGACUGGUCCAACCCCACGCGUCCACGCCACGAGCGUCCGCUGGAUACGAUCCGCUCAUUCGAAGCAGCUAUCUAUGGCACUUAUGUCAACAAUCGUCCAGGUUCAUAUAUCCGUACGGCAGAUGAUGCGGCGUCGCAGAUGGGCGACUAUACCAGUCGCCGAACAAGCUACCAUGGAGGUCAGAAUGGCGGAUACCCUAAUCGUGGGCACAACGACCAAGCCUACUACGGCCGCAACGCGCAGUCCCGCCCGGGCAGCGUGAUCGAUGGCUAUGGCAGUUCCAGCCAGGCCCCCGAAAGUUACUACCCAUAUAAUCAAAAUGGCAAUAGUCGGCGCCCACGUCAUAUGUCACGAAUGUCAACGGACCAGAGUGGCAACGGCUACGGCGGGCACCACGCGUAUCAGCAACAGAAUUAUGACCGGUCGCACGACAACGUCGCGGCUAUGUCUGGAUCGGGCUCGGGCUACACAGACUCGUACGGACAAUCCACCGAUCCCAGCAGUCUCAACAGUUCCAUGGACCAACUGCAGCAGCAGGCCUGGCAGCAACAGCAACAACAACGGUCCGAUGAGCGUGGGUCUCCCGGAUAUGGCUCUCAAGGCUAUGGUGCAUCCGCCAUGAACGGUCAAGGAAGGGGCGCCGCGUCGAGCACUUCCGCAAUGCCCGGAUGGGGCCCCUCGGCGGCUGGAACGCCUAGCAAGGGACCACCACCGCUGCCCAAGCCUCAGACGCAAGAUGGAGAUAAGAGAAAGAGUUGGUUCAAAAAGCGUUUCAGCAAGGGGUGA